AUGGAUCUGGAAACCAAUUCGCAGUUUAUUAAACCCACGCAGUCGACCGAUCAGGAUGUUCAGGAUGCUCGCGAUCUCGCUGCCCUGGGCCAUGACCAGGUGCUCUCGCGCAAGUUCAAUAUGUGGAGUAUGCUUGCGCUGGCUUUCUGUGUGCUAGGAACGUAUUCGACCUUUGCCCAGGAUCUCAGCAGCGGGCUCAGCAACGGCGCGUCAGUCACGAUUCUCUGGGGCUUGUGUCUCGUCACGGCAUGCAACAUCUGCGUCGCUCUAUCGCUGGGCGAACUCACUAGCGCCAUGCCCACCGCAUUAGGCCAGGCGUACUGGGUCUUCCGACUGUGGAAUACCCCUCUGGGCCGAUUCGUCUCGUACAUGUGUGCGUGGAUCAACACGUUUGGAUGGUGGACUCUCACCGCGUCGCAGGUCGCCUUCAUGUCUGAUUUCCUGCUGGGCAUGAAGACCAUGUUUAACCCCGACUGGGACGGGGCCAAGGGCUGGGUGGAGUUUCUCAUCUUCAUUGCGGUGGUGCUGGUGUUGACACUGAUUAACGUGGUGGGAUGUCGGAGGGAGAAGAUCCUGCCGUGGUUGAACAACUUCGUCGGGGUGUGGUUUACGGGGCUUUUUGUGGUGUUGUCGUUGGCGUUGCUGAUCUCCGUGGGCACGAAGAGUGAGCUGUCGUUUCAGCCUGCGUCGUUUGUGUUUGGGAAGUGGAUUAAUGAGACUGGCUGGAGUGAUGGGGUGAUCUGGUUUACGGGGCUGGUGCAGGCUGCGUAUGGCCUCACGGCGUUCGACUCGGUCAUCCAUAUGGUCGAGGAGAUUCCUGCCCCUCGCCGCAACGCCCCGAAAGUCAUGUAUCUGGCUGUCUUGUUUGGUGCGAUCACAGGCUUCAUCUUCAUGCUCGUCUGUCUCUUCUGCAUCCAAGACAUUGACAAAGUCGUCGACCCGCCCAGCGGCCAGCCAUUCAUCGAACUCAUGCUGGAAACCGUGGGUCUCAAAGGCGGCGCCACCCUCAUCGCCCUCUUCAUCUUCAACGGCCUGGGACAAGGCAUCAGCAUCCUCACCACCGCCUCCCGCCUCACCUGGGGUUUCGCCCGCGACGGCGGCCUCCCCUGGAGUCGCUACCUCAGCCACGUCGAUACAACCUGGCAAGUGCCCGCGCGCGCCCUCUGGUUCCAGGGUGUGAUCAUCGCCCUCGUCGGCAUCCUCUACCUCUUCGCCAGUACCGUCCUCGAAGCCAUCCUCAGCGUCUCCACCAUCGCCCUCACCAUCUCCUACGGCAUGCCAAUCACCGCGCUCCUCGUGGUGGGCCGUGAUAAACUCCCCCCGGGCCAGUUCAGUCUUGGCCGAAUGGGUCCCCUCCUCAACUGGGUGAGUAUCAUCUACUGCGCUAUUACGACGGUAUUCUUCUUCUUCCCUGGUUCGCCGAACCCGGCCCCGGGGGAUAUGAACUACGCCAUUGCCGUGUUUGGAGUCAUGCUGGUUAUUGCGGUUGGGUUCUGGUUUAUCCAGGGGAGUAAAACGUAUCUGCAGACGGAGGAGGCGAUUUCGCAGAUGAUUCUGGCGCAGAGAUUGGAGAAUGAACGGGAGCAGGCUGCUACUGUCGAUGCUCCGGAGCGGGAUAAGAAAUAG
Messenger RNA from Aspergillus wentii DTO 134E9, 1626 nucleotides. RefSeq names its product putative amino acid permease family protein. The transcript has 2 exons. Gene Ontology annotation, biological process: transmembrane transport. Gene Ontology annotation, molecular function: transmembrane transporter activity. The coding region runs from base 1 to 1626 and encodes 541 amino acids. Lineage: Eukaryota; Fungi; Ascomycota; Eurotiomycetes; Eurotiales; Aspergillaceae. Gene Ontology annotation, cellular component: membrane. The record is from RefSeq and is a predicted model, not a curated record.